AUGCUGCCUGUUAAUUGCGGCGCUGCUAAUUUAUGGACAACCGAUGUAGGUCGAAUCAAUUUCAACGAAACCAGCUCCUUCACCUCGAGACACCGGUCGCCGUCUUCGGGAACUGGGUUAGCGGAUAUCACGGUGGCCGAAAUACUCGAAAUAUACAAGGAUGACACAGAUUUAUUAAAACAUAUUUUAACAGCCAAAGCCGAAGAAGACAAACGACGAACAGCAGAAGAGAUCCGUCGAGCGGAGGAAGCGCGACUGCAAUCGAAAUACCUUGAUUUACACCUUGAACAACAGCGCCAAAAUAACGAUCCAUCGUCUCUUGUGGAUAAUUUUGUAAACGGAUCAUUUUGUUCUUUUGCGGGAGUUUCAUCGAAUGAAUUAACGCCGGAUUGGCUUUCAAUGCAAGCGAGUGAGCCUGUUCCCAUCAUGUCACCAAUGCCAAGUGUGAGUCAAUACCCCCACGAUACCCCGCCUUCACCGACCUCGACCGUACUACGACCUUCUUCUCCUUUUACCUCUUUUGAAGUCCCGUUUGCCGACUUGUCUAUUUCCGCGUCGUCGUCACCUGAACCUCACGAAAUCCCGUCGCAUGCAUUUACUUCGGCGCCGCCUGUUCCAUCCACCCCGCCACCACUACCACCAUCCUUACCAGCCAAAGAAAGAGCAUGCAAACGCACUUUAUCUCGAACGCGCUCACAGCGACGUCCUCCUGUGAGUGGCAAAAAGAAAAAUCGAUCCUCCGCACCUUUGCCUACCUCCUCACCACAACCGGCUGCAAGCGAACCUGGGUCGUCCUCGUCUACGACCGAGCAGCAGUUAGAUCAUGAUAAGGUGAUGGAAGCCCUGAGAGCCAAAAUUCGUCGGUCCUCCAACCCAAAUCCUCAAUCUUCUACACCGAUUGAAGAACCCAUGGAGCCCGCGAGUAUGUCGCCCACAGGCAUGCUGUUACUCGAUUUGAAGAAUCCGCGUCGUUUAUUCCCCGUACGUCGGCAAGCCGCGGCGCCUCGUGUUCCUGUUGUUCGUAGACUACGGCCAUUUGUCACCGCACACAAUCACUGCGAUAAAUCAAAGAGCGGCGAAUCACCAGCAAUGUCUUCUGAGGACACUUGA
This is a messenger RNA of Radiomyces spectabilis, 1110 nucleotides long. RefSeq lists its product as uncharacterized. The transcript is spliced from 3 exons. Lineage: Eukaryota; Fungi; Mucoromycota; Mucoromycetes; Mucorales; Radiomycetaceae. The record is from RefSeq and is a predicted model, not a curated record. Bases 1 to 1110 code for a protein of 369 amino acids.